AUGAGGAUGACCACUGUGGCCAUUCGGAAUGCAGUGAGGUAUGUUAGAUCCUCGGCCUCCUCACAAAGACUUGAUUUUUUCAAAGAGUGUGUUGAAAGGGUGAAACUAGAGUGCAAAGAGCUUGUGGUUUUAGAUGUCCCUACUAGGUGGAAUUCCACAUUCUUGAGGUUGGAACGGGCUUUGAAACUCCAAAAAGCUUUUGAUAGAAUGACAGAAGAUGAUGCUGAACAAUCUAACUCGUGCUUGUUGGACAUUGCAUCACCCAUGCAAGACAAGUUUAAUAAGUAUUGGGGUAGCUUUGAAAAGUUGAAUCCCUAUUUGUUCAUUGGUAUUGUUCUUAAUCCAUGUCAUAAGCUUGAAAAAGUUGUUGAUUAUUUUGAGAUACUUGAUGGGGAGAUGGAUGAAAAAGUGGAAGCUAACACAAAGAGAGUGAAAGAUCUCUUGUAUGACCUUCACAAGGUGUAUGAAGAAGAGGGAAGAGAAAAUGGUGUUAGUGAGGUUAGUGUCACUCAAGCAUCAAGUGAGGGGGUGUCUUCUUCAAUUAAAGGUUGUACGGAGUUAGAAAGGAAGUUGAAAGAGAAGGAGCAAAGGAGAAGAGCAAAGAAAGCCGAGAUCAUCAACAAUGAUGUGGAUAGAUAUCUUGGAGAUCCUAUUGAAGGUGAUGGUGAAGACUUUGACUUGUUGAAUUGGUGGAGGGUGAAUGAAGUUUAUAAAUAUCUCACAUUGGUCCGCGUUGCGAAGGAGAUUCUAGCUAUUCCGGUGUCAACCAUAGCUUGGAAAUCUUCCUUUAGCACAAGUGGGACGAUUAUUGAUCAAUAUCAUAGCUCCCUAAGUCCUAGAAUGGUGGAGGCCUUGAUAUGUAGCCAAAAUUGGCUUAGAAGUGAAAAUGUGUAUUUACAUCAAGUGCCUACCAUUGAGGAGAUGGAUUGUGUGAAGAAGCAGAAAGAGAAUUGCUUAAGAUGCCAUGUUGAGCUGCAAUGGGGAGUAGUUGGAGUGGUUUGA
Rosa chinensis is the source of this 1002-nucleotide messenger RNA. Its product is annotated as zinc finger BED domain-containing protein RICESLEEPER 2-like. Bases 1 to 1002 code for a protein of 333 amino acids. The transcript is spliced from 4 exons. The record is from RefSeq and is a predicted model, not a curated record. NCBI's taxonomy places the organism in Eukaryota, Viridiplantae, Streptophyta, Magnoliopsida, Rosales, Rosaceae. Gene Ontology annotation, molecular function: protein dimerization activity; DNA binding.